AUGUACGCCUCCCUCAACUACAUCCAGACACGCCAUCCCUACGGCGUUAUCCCUGGACAACCUCAAGGCCCCAACUUCAAACUCGCCGGCGACGAAGACGACAAAGACGAGAAAAAGUCCAAGCCCAACGCAAAUGGCAACACGAACGGCGAUGUGAAGCAACAGCAGCAGCAACAGUCCGAAGCUGCUACUCCGCCCCCUGAGACGCCUGACAGAUUCGAAGCUGCAGCGAGAGAACUGGCGCAGGACGUGGUGCUCAAGCAACAGCAGAUUGAGUACAUUGUCAACUCGCUACCUGGGAUUGGGAAUAGCGAGGCAGAUCAGGUGAAGAGGAUG
Molecule: messenger RNA, 336 nt
Organism: Sphaerulina musiva SO2202
Lineage: Eukaryota; Fungi; Ascomycota; Dothideomycetes; Mycosphaerellales; Mycosphaerellaceae
Exons: 1
Cellular component (GO): mediator complex
Source: RefSeq, a predicted model, not a curated record